Messenger RNA from Phascolarctos cinereus (koala), 1218 nucleotides. It is a transcript of the gene CDKN3, whose product is annotated as cyclin dependent kinase inhibitor 3. Gene Ontology annotation, biological process: protein dephosphorylation. Lineage: Eukaryota; Metazoa; Chordata; Mammalia; Diprotodontia; Phascolarctidae. Gene Ontology annotation, molecular function: protein tyrosine phosphatase activity. The record is from RefSeq and is a predicted model, not a curated record.
AAGCUACGUGCUUGACGUCGGGCUCCCGGCAGCCUCGCUGUGAAGGUGAUGAAGGGGGUGAGUUUAGCUGCCACGGGGCGGGCGUCCGGCGAGACGAACCCCGCACGGCUGGGCUGAUUGGCCGCCCGGAACUCCUCCGCACCUGGUCGUAGUCGCGCCACUCUUUCCCUCACCUCCGGGCACUAGGGCCCAGUACAAUGCAGACGAGCGAGUUUGACUCAUCAGAUGAAGAGCCGGUUGAAAACGAACAGACUGCAUUUCAGGUAUCAUGGCUACCCUUAUCCCUUGUGAAUUGUUCUCAGUUUCUAGGUCUAUGUUCUCUUCCAGGUUGUAAAUUUAAAGAUGUUAGGAGAAAUCUCCAAAAGGACAUGGAAGAACUAAAGAACUGUGGCAUACAAGAUAUAUUUGUGUUCUGUACCAGAGGCGAGCUGUCAAAAUACCGGGUACCAAACCUUCUAGACUUGUAUCAGCAGCAUGGAAUCAUCAUUCACCACCAUCCCAUCCCAGAUGGAGAUACUCCUGACAUAGACCGAUGUUGUAGAAUCCUACAGGAACUUGCAGUCUGUCUUGAAAAUAACCGGAAAACCUUAAUACAUUGUUAUGGAGGACUUGGGCGAUCUUGUCUUGUAGCAGCUUGCCUCCUACUGUACUUAUCUGAUACGGUAUCACCGCAGCAGGCAAUUGACAGCCUUCGAGAUUUAAGAGGAUCUGGGGCCAUACAGACCAUAAAGCAAUAUAAUUAUCUCCAUGAUUUCCGAGACAAACUGGCUGCACAUCUGUCAACAAGAGACUCAGUAUCAAGAUCUGUAUCUAGAUAAAGAACAAUAUCAAUUUACCACACAUAAAUAAGAUCCUUUCUGAACUUUUAUAUAGUCGUCAUAAACUGUUAGCAGUAUAACCGAUUCAAAUGAGAACAUGCCUGUACAGAUACAUCCCUAAAGCUGUUUUUUGACAGUUUUCAUUUCGUCUUCUUACUUGGGGAUAUUAGAUGCAUAAAAAUGUCCUUCCUGUAAAUGGGCCUCUUGUCUGUUUUAUAUGGGUACUGUAUUGUAAGACUGCAUUCAACAUCAUUUAGAUAUUUGUCAUGUAGUGCUAACUAGUAAGACUUGAAGUCUUCCUGGCCCCUGACAUCACUAUGUAGUGCGUGACUACAAGAAGACUACCUUGGUUCUUGAUCAAUAAAAAUCAGUUGUUUUUAAUGGUCUGUAUCCUGAUUUA